GUUUGGUUGAUUGGUUGUGACAGACACCGAGUCUCAGUCAAUUGUUUAUCAGUACUUGUUGGCAUUUUUAUAUUUGUUGUGUGCCAAUGAAAAAAAAUAUAUAUCGUCAAAAACGCAUCACACACAUACAGCCUACACGCAACGCCAGUAGAUUAAACAAUAUCGCACAAAAAACAUCUGCUAUCCGCUCAAACAAUCUUCAAUUUCAUCUGCUCUAUACGAAUUUCGAUCGCAGUGUUUCACAUUUUCUUUCUUCUCUUGUCUUACAAUAUGUUUGCUUAGCGGAGUUGAAUUUGUUUCAACAACAAGCUGUUCUGUGCAUUUUAUUCUUGAUAUUCAUCUUUUCAACAUGUAAACGUAGCCAAACGAUUGGCACGAUACCAUUUGACGAAUUUAAAUUAGUUCAACAAAGUAAAUAUUUAUUAGAUAAUUAUUAGCAAAGAUAUAACAAGAAGCUAUGCCGAAAGACAUCAGUGAAUGUGAAUAGAAGGCCUAGAAAUUCAAUUCUCAACUACAUCACACACAAACAACGCACACACACAUUCCAGGCACAAUAUGGACGAAAAACUGAAAUAUUCCUUGCUGCGUGACCCUAACGAUGACAUCAGCAUUUGGACAAGACAUGAAAAACGGGUCUGGUUUAUGACAUUGUUGAUGGGAACAUGCAUGGUGUAUGCGACACGAACAUCAAUGCCUUUGCUGCUUCCUGCCGUCGCCAACGAGUUCAGAUGGAGCAAAACCGAGUCAGGCACCGUGUUGAGCUCAUUCUUUUGGGGCUACACCAUCACUCAGGUAUUAGGCGGAUAUUUCAGCGAUCGUAUGGGUGGUCAACGUGUGAUAUUUGUAUCGGCAAUCGGUUGGUCGUUAAUUACAUUUUGGAUGCCAGAGCUGCUAGUACUAACACCUCAGAAAUCGUAUUACACCAUUCCGUUUAUAGUGUCCAUUAGGAUAUUGAAUGGCGCUUUUCAAGGCGUUCAUUUUCCAAGCAUGAUUAGCAUCACUAGUCAGUAUUUAAGUUCGAGUGAGCGUUCUAGUUUUUUCAGCAUGCUAACAUCUGGUUCAGCACUUGGAACACUUUUGACCGGAAUCCUUGGGUCAUUCAUUUUAGACUAUUUUGGUUGGCAAAUGGCCUUUCGGAUUAUCGGGUUUUUAGGUAUUUUAUGGGCGCUCAUUAUGAGAUUUUAUACAAUGUCAUCUGAUCGAAAUCGAAUAAUAAAUCUGUCCAUGCCGAAUCGUCUGUGCACAACAAAUGUCGGAGCCAUUGACUCGGUGCCCUGGCUACUGCUGUUUCGAAGAGCUGCUUUUUGGGCAAUGGUCAUUGCUCACGCUUGUCAAAACAACUGCUUCUUUGUACUUCUAUCGUGGCUACCAACGUAUUUUCACGAAGGAUUCCCACAUGCAAAGGGUUGGGUCGUGAAUAUGGUACCUUGGUUAGCGCUACCACCAUGCACAUUCCUAGGCAAAUACAUAACCGAUAAAUUGAUUGCGCGCGAUUGGCCAGUCACGAGAGUGCGGAAAAUUGUACAAAGUUGCUGUUUCAUGGGCCAAAAUAUUGCUCUCCUUGUAAUGUGCCGAACGAAGAAUUUUCACACUGCACUGACAUGCAUGACUAUCGUGAUCGGCGGAACGGGUUUUCAUAAUAGUGCUGUGAUUGUGACACCACAAGAUAUUGCACCAGCCCAUUCGGGCAGUGUAUUUGGAUUGAUGAACACGUUCGGCGCAAUUCCAGGUUUCCUCGGUGUUUAUUUGGCUGGUCAUAUUCUGGAGUUGACGCAAAGUUGGUCGGCCGUGUUCAGUACCGCAGCGCUCAUCAAUACCGUCGGAUGGUUUGUCUACAUUGUUUUCGGUUCAUCACAAAAAAUUGUAUAGGAAAUCACACUAGCAACAUUAUUCUUUGUUAACGACAACAACAAAAAAACGAUGUAUUCAAGUCGAAUAUCUCACCAUUUUUUAUGUUACGGACAUUUAUUUGACAAGAAUAACAAAAAUGUAGGAAAAAGAUUUUUAUUUAUAAAUAUUCAUAUUUUGUAUCUAAAUUUGUAGAUAGUUAAGCCAAACACAUUGUAAAAACGUGAAUAAAGCAAUUGCAAAGGACACAAUUCCAACGAAA
Molecule: messenger RNA, 2110 nt
Organism: Sitodiplosis mosellana (orange wheat blossom midge)
Lineage: Eukaryota; Metazoa; Arthropoda; Insecta; Diptera; Cecidomyiidae
Gene: MFS18
Product: solute carrier family 17 member 9
Exons: 9
Coding region: 556-1869 (437 amino acids)
Biological process (GO): transmembrane transport
Molecular function (GO): transmembrane transporter activity
Source: RefSeq, a predicted model, not a curated record